This is a messenger RNA of Schistosoma turkestanicum, 809 nucleotides long. The record is from the annotation of a GenBank genome assembly. NCBI's taxonomy places the organism in Eukaryota, Metazoa, Platyhelminthes, Trematoda, Strigeidida, Schistosomatidae.
AUGGAGGAGGAAACACUUCUGGAAUUUGAUUUAGUAAACAUGUCAAAUAUUUCCAAUUGGCUAAAAUAUCUCUCCUGUCAUAAACGUCAUCGUAAACGUGGAAAAGAUGGUGAUUCGAACUGCACUAACUGUGUAAACAAACAAAGCCCAGACAAUAUUAAACAGAUUGACCAGGAUGAAAGUGUUAAGGAGACUUUAUCACUGUCAACUAUUAGUCAUAUUCCUGGUGUUGGAGACGGAGGUUCAGCAAGUUUAGGUGACUGGUCUGCUGUUCACCAGCUUGAUGGAAUCGAUGCCUCAAAAGUGAACCUAUUAUGUGAUGGCAACAGCAAUAAUACAUCCUCUUUACUGGGUGUUCUCAACCGAGUAGAAUUCUGUGAUCGCCUAGAGUCCAUAGUUGUUCGGCUUGAAAAGAUAGCGCAAGCAAUGAUUCCAGAAAAAACUACUGGACUGAUUGCUUUUGAAUCACUUAUUGCUAAUAGCCUAAAGAAUUACAUUGCAUGUAGUAGAAAGUUGGGAGGAAACAUACAAUCUCAGCUACUUGAUUUUAACUGGUUUGCUGCUUCACUUGCUGGUCGUACCAAUAUAAACUCUUGUUAUUUAUUUAAUAAUGUAUCUCCAAAGAUAUGAGAGAAUAUGGCUGAAUGUUUAUUCAUCAUACCCACCAACGUCGUUCUCUCAUUCAUUUGUUCGAGAUUUAAUUUCUCUAAUGACGUAUCUUUUAGUUUAUUUUAAGCUCUAAAAUUACUGCAAGCGUCAAAGUGUACAUUAUCGAACACCUGGAACCGUACCGAAAGAACAAGAAUCGA